UUUGUUGUAACGAGCGUGGUUGCAUAGCUUUAGCGACUCUGCAACUUUUGAUGGCUUCCAGCUCGGGAGAAACGACCAGUAAAAUUGGGCCAACGCAAUAUAGCUAUGAAGAACUAGCAAAUGCAACUGGUCAUUUCUCCAAUAACUUUCUUGGCGAGGGCGGUUAUGGUCAAGUCUUUUGGGGAUCAUUAGAUGGCAAAAUCCGUGCUAUUAAGAAACUUAGAUGUCUUCCGGAUGAUGAAAAGAUGAAACAAAAAAUGAAGCUGGAGAUUAAGAUCGCUAACAGAGUACGACAUCCAAAUGUUGCUCACCUAGUUGGCUACUGCAUUGAAGCAAACAAUGCAUUGCUCGUUUUAGAGUAUUUUCAAAAAAAGUCCUUGAAAUAUAAUUUACAUGAAGAGUUUUUGGACUGGCAAAAAAGAAUGCAAAUUGCCAAAGGCGUAGCAAAAGGUUUGGAAUAUUUGCAUGAAUCUUGUGAUCCGAGAAUCAUACAUUUAGAUAUCAAACCAGAUAACAUUCUUAUGGAUAACAACUUCAAACCAAAGAUUACAGAUUUUGGACUUGCCUUAUAUUUCCCAGAUAAUGUUACUCACCUUUCCAAAUCGAACAAUGAGGGAACUAAAGUUUACAUGGAUCCUGAGCAACCAAAAAAAUUUUCUGAUAAGUCAGAUAUUUAUUCUUUUGGUGUGGUGCUUCUUGAGCUAAUCACUGGUAGAGAACCUAUAUAUGAAGGCAUUAAUAUCGUUGAUUGGGCAAGGGAUCAAAUUACACAAGCUGCGGACGGACAAUAUACAACUUUUAUUGAUUCCAAAUUACAAAGUUAUAAUGAAGAAGAGAUGCAAAGGAUGAUAUCUUGUGCUGCACACUGUGUUUAUAAAUCUUCAAAGUAUCGUCCGAGAAUGAAAGAGAUAGUUCUAGCUCUCGAAGGAUAUAUUCCUCCUAACUCUAUUGACAACCUCCUCCAGCCUAUGGUGCAAAAGCUUCCUAUCAUUUCAGAAAUUGAUGAUGACGACACUGUGGGGCUUCAAGUUUGUAAGCCAAGGAUAUUUACUUAUCAACAACUUGAACGGGCAACUCAAGAGAAAAUGGCCAAAGAGGGACAAGUGAUUGCCUGCCACACCGUACAGGAUUGGACCGAGCAGCUCGAGAAGGCACAGAAGAGCAAGCAACUGAUCGUGGUGGAUUUUAGUGCUUCCAGGUGCCCGCCUUCUGUUUUCAUGAGUCCAAUUCUGGCAGAGUUGGCCAAGAAUAUGCCCAAUGUCACAUUCUUGAUGGUGGAUGUGGAUGAAUUGAGGUCCGUUGCCUUUGAUUGGGCAGUUGAGGCAUUGCCAACUUUUUUGUUAUUGAAAGAAGGAAAAAUAGUUGGCAAGGUUGUGGGUGCCAACAAAGAGCAACUGCAGCUGACCAUUGCAAGGCAUGUCCACAACCAAUUCCUACAAAGUACUAAUGCAAAAACAGAGAAAAUGGCCGAAGAGGGACAAGUGACUGCCUGCCACACCGUACAGGCUUGGACCGAGCAGCUUGAGAAGGCACAGAAGAGCAAGCAACUGACCGUGGUGGAUUUUACUGCUUCCUGGUGCCCGCCUUCUGUUUUCAUGAGUCCAAUUCUGGCAGAGUUGGCCAAGAAUAUGCCCAAUGUCACAUUCUUGAUGGUGGAUGUGGAUGAAUUGAGGUCUGUUGCCUUUGAUUGGGCAGUUGAGCUAUUGCCAACUUUUUUGCUCUUGAAAGAAGGAAAAAUAGUUGGCAAGGUUGUGGGUGCCAACAAAGAGCAACUGCAGCUGACCAUUGCAAGGCAUGUCCACAACCUCCAACCUACGGUGUCCAAGUCUGCUAUCAUUCCAGAAACCAACAAUGUCAUUAUGCCAGGGCAAUUUCCCAAUCAACAAUGGGCAACCGCAACUAAUCAUGGUUUCUCCAACAACGGCAUUUGGACGUCUCAAGUUCACAACCCGCAUAUGUUUUCUUAUCCCACAACGGCAACUAAUAAUGGUUUCCCCGUUAACAUGCCAGGAACUCUGUAUACUAGCAUUAAGUGGUCUCAAAGUGGCACUCCGAACGAGUUCACUUAUGAAACAAUUUAUCAUUAUAAUUAUCCUUAUUAAGUAAGAUUAUUUAAGUGUAGUUAUUAAGUGGAUGAACAAGAGAAUGGUUUCGCCUCUGAGUUUUCAGUAUGAAUUUAAU
Messenger RNA from Hevea brasiliensis (rubber tree), 2181 nucleotides. Its product is annotated as protein kinase and PP2C-like domain-containing protein. Gene Ontology annotation, molecular function: protein kinase activity; ATP binding. Gene Ontology annotation, biological process: protein phosphorylation. The record is from RefSeq and is a predicted model, not a curated record. Lineage: Eukaryota; Viridiplantae; Streptophyta; Magnoliopsida; Malpighiales; Euphorbiaceae.